AUGGCUGGCCUGUCAACAGCCAUUGACUGGCACAUCCGGGCAACCGGCGAUGGAGUCGCCGGUGCCGUUGCCUUCUUCUGCGUACUGGUGUGCCUCGACGGCUGGGAGCAGACGCUGGCGCCGAUUCCGGACAACUGCAGCAUCCUACAGCCGCCCUCGUACCAGGACACGGACCCACAUCAACACUGCGUCCCAGCGCGAGCAAGGCGCGAGGCAGGCAAGCAAGCUCAGACCCGAUCGCAGACGAAGGCGCACAAGAAGCAGAGGGCGGAGACGCACGCAACGGGCAGGAAGGAGGAGAAGAAUGACAAGGAGAAGAAGAAGGACACGAAGAAGAAGAAGAAGAAGAACACGAAGAAGAAGGAUACCGCAAGUGUGGACGGCGGGGACGAAGACCGCUCGUUCUUCUGGCACGCGGAUACAGCUAAAGUUAUACCAGAGUCGUGCCCCAUGGGGUCUGACACGAUGAACCUUUGUUGA
This is a messenger RNA of Salpingoeca rosetta, 480 nucleotides long. Its product is annotated as sperm histone. The coding region runs from base 1 to 480 and encodes 159 amino acids. The record is from RefSeq and is a predicted model, not a curated record. Lineage: Eukaryota; Choanoflagellata; Craspedida; Salpingoecidae. The transcript has 2 exons.